GCACCCAGUCCAGCAGGAGCAGAGGGCACCGCCACGGCCUCUUUUGAGCAGAAUGGCACAGACUGGGCUCGAGGCCGCGUGCCCCUCUCAAAGCGGCCACAAGAUUCAGCCAAGCGAUACCACCUGGGAUUCCUAUGCCACCACCAUGAGGACUGCAUACACGCCCAAGACUGGAGCCGUGCCUCCUUUAAUUCGCCAAAAAAGUAUCAGAAGACUAGGAUAUACAUAUUCACUUAGUGACCCUAUUCCCAAUCAGACACAGUACAAUGAUGAGUAUGUCUGGAAAACAUAUUCUAAAGAAGAUUGGAUCAAAAACGGGACUUCAGGAGGAAUCAGGAGACACAAAUCUCACCCCAGUCAAGACUUCUUUCUCUGGACACUACCUCAAGGUCAACCAGCAGCAUCAAUUAAGAGCUACCUCCCUUGGAAAAUCGCUACAGAGGAAAAGGUUAGGAAGGCAAUAUCAAAUCAGUUUAUUUCCAAUACUAGAAGAGACUUUGUGGACAGAGCAAAAGCUCAGAAGAUUAAGGAAAGUUCUCCCAUGUCUCUGGAACGGAAAAAGUUACUUCCCCGACCUACAGACACUGAAUUUCGACGGAAUUACCAAGUUCCAGCUAAAAUUCCCGAGUUGCAGGAUUUUAGUUUCAAAUAUGGAUGCUACUCAAGCCUACCAGUUGCUUCUCAGGGUCUAGUCCCUGCUGUGCUAUACAGCCACAUGAGGAUUCAAGAACGCAAAAGGAAGCAGACUACAUACCAAAGCGAUUAUGGAAAAGCCUAUCUGGAUUUCUUAACGAUUUUAAACUCAUUUACUCCCUCUCAAGUCACAGAGUACCUUCAGAGUGUUUCCUACAAAGACAGACAAAUUCUCAAUCGCUUUAUCCGUUCUCACUGUGACUCUGGCAUGGGACAGAAAAAUAAAGGAAACAGUUGAAAUGAAAAAUAUUGAAAAUCAAAAAAAGCACUGGAUCAUUUCCUCAAUAAUGAAAAAAAAUAAGAUCCAAAUUGUUCCAAAUAAUAUA
Molecule: messenger RNA, 1019 nt
Organism: Callorhinus ursinus (northern fur seal)
Lineage: Eukaryota; Metazoa; Chordata; Mammalia; Carnivora; Otariidae
Gene: TEX26
Product: testis expressed 26
Cellular component (GO): cytoplasm
Source: RefSeq, a predicted model, not a curated record